Messenger RNA from Rubroshorea leprosula, 864 nucleotides. The record is from the annotation of a GenBank genome assembly. Lineage: Eukaryota; Viridiplantae; Streptophyta; Magnoliopsida; Malvales; Dipterocarpaceae.
AAUCAAAACGGGACAUAAAAGCCAUGGAAUCAAUUUGAGAAUCAGCCUUUGGUAUGGAUUAGCUAGCGAUUAUGAGAUAAUCAAAGAAAGAACAAGCUGAGGCAAAAGGAAGAAACAAAGACGGAAGAAGAAGAGUAAGAGUACUAGAUCAUGCCUAGUAGUGUACAAGGAUUCCAAUCCAACAAAGAUUGCUGGGGUUUAGAAGAUGGGUCGUGGACGGUCAAGUUUAUUGAAGGAAUUGGGAGAAAGAGUUCCUAAAUUCUACCCAAGGGACACCAACUUUGUAGCGGGGGCAUCAAUUACAGAUAGUGCUAUUGAAAACUGCAACAAAGGGUUUCAUAACAAGGAUAGAGCCAUUUCAACUUUAGAUGCAUGGAAUCUCAUUGAGGAAAUGGGUUUAGGUGCUGAUGGGAAUGAAGAUGAAAUCAUCAAGAAGAUUGAGUUGAUGGAGUAGAGGAACAUUAAUGCUAAAAAACAAGCAUUGGAAAGGAAUAUGUUGAAUGGUGGUGAGGUAUGUCUAUUUCAUCCAUGAUUAUUCUCUCUUAUAAUGUGUGAGGCUUGGGUGGUUUUGGUAAGAAAAGAGAAGUAAAGGAAUGGGUAGCAAAGGAAAAAGUGUAGUUUUUAGCUUUGCAAGAGUAAAAAAUAAACAAGUUAGUCAUCAUACUUGUAAAGCUUUAUGAGGUAUUGAUGAUUUUGAAUUUGUGGCUACACCCUCUAUUGGUUGUUUGGGUGGAUUGAUUGUGUUUGGGAUAAUAAUGUUUUCAAGCUUAAAUAGAAUUUUUAGUGGAGAACACUACUUGGGUUUGUUUGGAUUAUGGGGAACGAACAAGAUGCCAGUGUACCUUAUAAAUGCCUAUGGUCCUU